AUACUGUGGCAGCGGGAGACGCACAGGCCCUGGCGGUAGGUGAGUACGCCUCGACGAAAACGAAGACCACCGCCAAAACUACUCCCUACAGCGCCAAGUCCUCGUCUAAGUCGUCUGCCAUAGCCGCCAGCGGCCGCAAGCUGCGCAGCCUGGACAUGUCAG
Ostreobium quekettii is the source of this 162-nucleotide messenger RNA. NCBI's taxonomy places the organism in Eukaryota, Viridiplantae, Chlorophyta, Ulvophyceae, Bryopsidales, Ostreobiaceae. The record is from the annotation of a GenBank genome assembly.